AAACAUUCUUUAUUAGACUUCUGCAAUGCAAGUUUAAUAUUAAACAGAAUGUUUUAUUAACUUUAAUUAUUUUCAUGCAUUUUAAAGCAUCUGAUUUGUGUUAAUUAAAUAAAUUUGAAAAAAUAAAUUAUGAAUUUUUUAUAUUUUAAAAUGUGAGGGGAAAUUCCUCAUUAAAAAAGGGGGAAUAAAUCUUGUGCAAAGCCAAGGCCAAGGACAAGAAAGCGAAAGAAGAAAUUAUACCACAGGUGAGAAACGGUUAUUUAGAUGGGGGAGUGAAAUUCUGUUAUUAUUAAGUAAUUAAUUAGUUUUAAAUAUUAUUUUUUUAAUUCCAAAGUACCAGACCCGGGUCUAAAUAAACAAUAGCCGUUACGCAUACUGACAAAAUGCUAUUGGGAUGUCAUUUCUGGUAGUUUAUUUUAAUUUAACUGAAGAAGUAAGUUUACAAACAUGACUAGUAGUACUAUUAUAAUAUUAAUUAUUAUUAUACCAGCUUUAACUUAAUGAUUAUGACACACACAAAUGCAACGGAUUGGCCAAUGCCUUCUCAUCAGUUGUCAGUCAGUACAAACAAACUAAAAGCGUGACAUAAUUAAUAAUUAAUAAUAUUAUUAUUAUAUAAUUAUAUAUUAAUAUAUUGUCAUGUAUUAGGAUAUUUAUAUCCUACCUAAAAUAAAGGAUAAUAAUGGGCACAGGGGCCAUCCAUAAAUGCUGUCACGUGCCGGGGGGGAGGGGAGGGGGGUCAAAUUUUUGUGAGGAUGUGUGACGAGGGGGGGGGGCUCAAGCAAUGUGACGUCACAUGAAAAGAAUAUGUAGUAAAGAAUUGCACUCAAUGACACUAAAUUACAGACAUUUUUAACAUUAUUUUUAUACAAUUAUAAUUAUUUUAUUUUUAAACUACUAUCACUGAGAGAAUCAGUACAGACAGGGCCGGCGCUAGGGGAUGGCGAAGUGGGCGACUGCACGUUGCCGUAGUAUAUUUAUCAUAUACAUCAGCCUGCCAAUAGUUCCUAAUCCAGUCAACACAAUAUUCAGAGUUAUUAGAUAGUCAAAUGGUGAAGAUCAGUCUGGCUACCGUUAUGACGCGUCCCAUUACCCAUUAAGACCAGCAAGGCCUGAGUACGACUAUGUCUUAAUAUCCUAUCGGCGGAAUAUAUAACGUCAACGGCCUCGCAAAAGUAAAUUUGCCCAAGGCCCAGCAUCCUGAUCGCAUCGGCCCUGAGUACAGGUAUGUGCAGUCCCAAGAAUGGCCUCUGAUCAAGUUACAGGACGCCAAGGAGGAGGGGAAUCAGAGUGUAGUUACAAUGAGAGUCGUGAGAAUUAAUGACUCAAUGUGGACACAGGAAGUGGGAUGGAGCGGGAAAAAAAGGUUGACUACGGGGUGGGGUUUAUCUUAGUAAACGCUCUGGGGAAGGGAUCCUUAACCCUUUUUGCAGCGUUGCUGGCCCACUCCGUUUAAAACAUCCCUCCCCAACCGUAUAAAUUAUAUUGUCAUAAAAUUUAAAAUAAUUAAUUAAUUUAGCUAUCGUAGUUUUAUUUCUUUAAAUAACUUUUUAUAAGCGGGAAAAAAUUACCAAUACACGCAAUGCGCCAAUGAAAUUUAGCAUUGACUGCUGCUCAUCAAAAUCCAUAAAAACUUGCUUAAUUAAAAAAAAAUAUAUUUUUUUUCUAAGCAGCAACAACUAGCAAUGGCAGCAAAUACAAUCAGUGGCGUAGCUAGGGUUGGUGUCACCUGGUCCGGUAAGCUCGUGGUUUCACCCAAUCACCGCCCUUUUCACAAUGUAUUUCUUCUUGUUAAACUUUGUCCACAGAACAAGAAAUACAAGAACAAAAACAAAUUAAAUGAAGCUAAGGAGGUAAAUGUAUUUCAGAACUGUAACUUAUACUUAGAAUCGCCAAUUGUUAUCAAAGGAUAGUUGUAUUUCUUAGAAUUUAGAUAAAAAUAGCUUCCUGAAACUUACAAAAAUAAUUACGUUAUUUUUCAAUUUGGUGUCACCCUGAGAUGGUGUGGACCUGUGCGGUCUGCACCCCCCUAGCUAGGCCACUGAAUACAAAUGUUUGGUCUUCCACACCUCAAGGCUGGCAAGGUACUUGUACCCCUGGUUAAGUACCACUGAUCUAGUGAAAUGUUUCUGUCACUGGUGCAGCAAUUUGAUAUCCAUGGGAGGCCAGUUUCUUAAGGGUUGGUAAAGGACAGCAGUGGACGCAGGACUUUUUAUAAGGUGGGGGAUGCAGAGAUUUGUGACGUUAUAUUUAAGGGGGGUCUAACUUUUUGUGAUGAUUUGUGACAAUGGGGGGAGGUGGGGGAUUUGUGACAAUGGGGGGAGGUGGGGGGGGGGGUAAAAAAUCGGCAAAAUUUGCGUGACGUCAUUUAUGGAUGACCCCCCACAAGUGUCCAAUACUUAAAACUUAAACAAAUGUUUUUGUUGUGCCAAUAAAUGCAUUAGCUGAACUUGAACUGUUUGCAUUUGUUUUCUGUGUAAUAAUUAAGUUAAUGUCAUUAGUUCAUUACCGUCUCUAUUAACAAGUUAAUAAGAAAAUACAUUUGAUAUAUCAUUGUUGUGUGCUUUUAUUUCAGUUACAUCAACAGGCAAACUUUAUCUAUUAGAUGAGAGAGUGCUUUCAGAAGCUUUGUUUCUCAACAUAUAAUUUUAAUGUUAUAGCAGAAUUCAACAACUUCAAAGUAAGAAUAACUUUUACAUUUUAUGCCUUGAGCAUAAUUAACAAUAAAAAUCAACUUAGCUAAAUUACUUUUUUAAAUGUUCCUUUUUUUCUUCUUUUGAACUCUCAACAUUUUGUUCGGCAUAUUUAAUAUUCUAUCAUAGUAUUCUUAGUCGUUACAUUCUGUUUUCUCUCUAAAUUAUUGUUAUUAUUAUUAUUAACUUUCAGGAUGCCAUUUAUGAAAGGAGCAGCUCCUAUUAGGCGAACAUUGAACUAUUUAGAGAAGGGAAAACUAGUUUUGAAAGACAGUGUAAAAAUUGUGUCCUUUAACUAUAAUACAAAUCAUCCACCUAGUGAGGGAGCGGAGUAAGUAUUGGACUUGAUUAAGAUGAUUAAGUUCUGCUUGUGAUCUCUUUGUAUAUUCUUUCCAUAAGUCAAGCUUAGCCUUAAGUUCUUUUUCUGCCUCCUAAUUAAUAUAACUACCUUGAGGGCCCUUCAUGAAGGGACAGUCAGCAUUGGUGGCAGAACAAUCACCAACCUGCAAUUUGCGGACGACAUAGACUUGCUGGCUGGGAACGAAGAAGAGCUAGCCGACCUGGUAAAGCGUCUCGAUAAGACCUCGUCGUCCUACGGCAUGCUAAUCAGUGCCGAAAAGACAAAACUGAUGACAAAGAAUACCGCAGGCAUCACCACUGAAAUUAAGGUUGGGGAGGAAAGAUUAGAGACUGUCGGACGCUUCAAAUACCUAGGAGCAAUAGUCUCAGAAGAGGGCUCCAAGCCCGAACUGAUGUCCAGGAUUGCGCAGACUACAACAGUACUAAAAAAGCUCAAGAAAAUAUGGAAUGACAAAAAUAUAGCCCCCAGCACCAAAAUCAGGCUGAUGGGCUCAUUAGUCCUCUCCAUUUUCCUGUAUGCCUGCGAAUCCUGGACAUUAACAGCUGAUCUUGAAAGGAAAAUAAAGGCGAUGGAGAUGAGAUGCUUCAGAAGCAUUUUUGGCAUCUGCUCUAGGGACCAUAUCUCCAAUGAUACAGUGAAAGAAAGGGUUCGUCAGGCAAUUGGGGAGUACGAUGACCUACUGGUGACUGUGAAAAAACGCACAUUACAAUGGUACGGCCACGUAACAAGGAAACAAGGGCUUGCCAAAGAAAUAUUGAAGGGCACCACAAGAGGAGGGAGAAGAAGAGGAAGACAAAGAAAAAGGUGGGAGGAUAACAUCAAAGAGUGGACAGGACUAACACUAACACUGGACGAUGCAGUGCGUAGUGCUGAAGACAGAGAGGAAUGGGGGGGGGGUUCACAUGUCAUCUGUGGCGCCCCAACGGUCCAAGGACUAAGGGACAUGAGGAUGAGGGCCCUACUUAUACAGAGCUCUAAAAGUCCAUAUGACUAACACUAACACUGGACGAUGCAGUGCGUAGUGCUGAAGACAGAGAGGAAUGGGGGGGGGGGGUUCACAUGUCAUCUGUGGCGCCCCAACGGUCCAAGGACUAAGGGACAUGAGGAUGAGGGCCCUACUUAUACAGAGCUCUAAAAGUCCAUAUGACUCACUAUGAUAUGAAGCAUACACAACUAUUUGGUUUUAAAAUGCUAUUUGUUUUUAAUGCACAGCAUUAAGUUUUUGCUAAGACAUUUUUAUACCCAAUUAAUUUUUUGGUCAUUUUCAUUCAGGAACUUUGUGUUUUGGCAUUUUGCACAAAUGCAGUACAAGAACCCAAGUGUUCAAAUGCUUGUUUUCAAUGACAUGACACCUUCCCCUUUUGUACAGGUUUUUUUCAGUAAGUUUUCUAAUUCAUUCUUAACAUUUAAAACCGCUUCCAUGCUAUGACAAUUAAAUAUUAGUCAAUUCAGUGUAGAGUCUUUUAAGAUUUUAGCUAGUGAACAAAUAAAUAAGUGUUUGAUUAAUAAUUAAUAUCAUGUUUUUGGGGCCUUCCUACAGGAUACUUUAUACGUCCCCUUUAUAAAGCCCAGAUUUAUAGUAAAGCAAUCUGCAUUGAAAUAUAGAUUAAAUGCAUAUUUUCUUUACUUUCCUUCUUUUUUAGAUUCAGGAACAAAAUUAGUCCUGGAUGUUGACAGUCAAGACAAGGACAGAAUUUUUAAAGAAGUGAGAAGAAUAUUCUGCAAAUCGGAGUAAGUUCCAUAUCAUUCAUCCACCAUCACUUGUGUGAUGUCUGGUACUGUAGAUGAUGUCUGGUAAUGCAGAAGUUAAAAGAAUUCCUUUGAUUUUCUCAAAUUAUUUUUUAUACGGUACCAGUACAUUUCAGUUUUUUAGGUUGUUCACAACAUUAAAUAAAAUAAUUCUUGCUGACAUUUUUAAAAAAGGUUUCUUUUAAAUUUGUUUCCCUUAAGCAUACAGGAAGUUUAUUUUAAUUUUUAAAAAAGAUUAACUCGAACAAAAGUUAUGGCUGGUUAAUUCUGUGAUAACUCAAUUAUAAUUGUUUAAAAGCACGGAACCAUUUAACAUUGACAGUGUUGAUAUGGCCUAAGUGCUCAUUAUUUAUAGCUUCUUUUUACUUUAACUGUGUGUGUGUCGCAACAAAGGUGCACAUAUGUCUUAAGAAUUUCAUGUGAAAGUUAAAAUGCCACUAAAUUUUAGUGGCAAUUUACCUACCUAGAAUGAGAUAAACAUCGAACCUAAAUGGUUUAGAAUAAUAAGGGGCAUUGGGGCUACUCCUCUGAAACAAUAACUAUUUUAACAGAAAUUCUUAAUGGUGUUAACAGAUUAAUACUAAAAUAGUUUACUGUACAUUAAAGCAAAAAAUGUUGAAAACUUGACAUUUUAAAGAAUUAUAUUUUUAGGACAAUGACCUUUUGAUUAAAAAAAAAAUAAAUGUUAAUUAAAGUUACCAUGCUUUUUUUUCUCAUGGAAGAAUUUUGGUGUUAUGGUUUUGCAUAUGGUUAAAGAAGGAAGUGAGCAGUUUCUUAAAUGUUAAAUUCUUUAAUUUCAGUGAAACCCUGGCAGCUGAAGCCCUAGCUAAAGAAAAGAAAACCAAUCCAGCCAGUUUUGGGUACAUGUGCACACAUGAAUGUAUUUGUGAAAUUCCUGGCCAAAUACCUUGCACAAAAUGGUGUACACCUCCAAAAGAACAAAGAGGAAAAUUCAAAUUUUUAGGAAAAGAUGUUGAGCCUGAAUAGUUAUUUAAGUUGGUUCUAUAACAUUGUCAUUACAAGAUUUGAUUGACACUCAGAUUGUAUCUGCAUAGGUGAAAGUAGAUAUAUAAAAGAUGGGCUACACAACAUGAGCAGAUUAAAACAUAAUUUUAUACC
This is a messenger RNA of Lymnaea stagnalis (great pond snail), 5922 nucleotides long. The record is from the annotation of a GenBank genome assembly. Lineage: Eukaryota; Metazoa; Mollusca; Gastropoda; Lymnaeidae.